AUGGUCUCAAAGGAUAGUAUGUUUAUUGGCUGGUUUAAGGCUAACAAAGAUUUUGAUCUGGCCCGGAUAUUGCAGGAUGAUGGGGAAUUUAUCAAUGUACUUAAUGAAGCCAGUGUGUGGGCAUCACCGAAUUAUAUCAGGAGGUUGUUUGCAAUGCUUUUGAUGUUAAACAACAUUGUGCGCCCUGACAUGGUGUGGGAGCAAUGUUUCCACUGUUCCGUUCAUGAGAUUAAGUCCAUCACGCUUGCCAAAAUUGAAAAACUUUUGCAGCCGAAUGGUAGGAGCCUAAAAGAAAUUACUGACAUGUUAUUUUUUGAUUCUGUUGAUUCAACUGAACCUUCCGACACAGUCUUUUUUUAUGAGCUCAAUUUCGACAGGACAGAGUUGGCAAGUAUUCCCGUUGAUUUGGUUUCCCAGUUGAAUCGAGACCAGCGCAUUGCGUUCGACACAAUAGCGAAUGCAAUUAGUCGUGGCGCUGGUGGUUUUUUCUUUGUCUGUGGAUACGGUGGAACUGGUAAAACUUUUCUAUGGAAUGCAUUGUCUGCUUCAAUAAAGUCGAAGGGUGAUAUUGUUCUCAACGUGGCAUCCAGUGGCACUGUAGCGCUGUUGUUGCCUAAUGGGCGAACUGCUCAUUCAUGCUUUAAGGUUCCACUCAGUGUUAACCAGGACUCUAUUUGUAAUAUAAGGCAAGGCACACCCCUUGCGCGUCUUAUUUUAUCUGCAAAAUUAAUUAUAUGGGAUGAGGCACAUAUGUUAAAUAAAUUUUGCUUCGAAGCACUCGACAAGUGCCUUAAGGAUGUUCUUCGUUUUGAUUGUGGAUAUAAUCCUGAUGCUCCAUUUGGUGGAAAAAUUGUUGUUCUAUGA
Molecule: messenger RNA, 864 nt
Organism: Arachis stenosperma
Lineage: Eukaryota; Viridiplantae; Streptophyta; Magnoliopsida; Fabales; Fabaceae
Exons: 3
Coding region: 1-864 (287 amino acids)
Biological process (GO): telomere maintenance; DNA repair
Molecular function (GO): DNA helicase activity
Source: RefSeq, a predicted model, not a curated record